Messenger RNA from Dunckerocampus dactyliophorus (ringed pipefish), 7634 nucleotides. Its product is annotated as potassium/sodium hyperpolarization-activated cyclic nucleotide-gated channel 2-like. Lineage: Eukaryota; Metazoa; Chordata; Actinopteri; Syngnathiformes; Syngnathidae. The record is from RefSeq and is a predicted model, not a curated record. Gene Ontology annotation, biological process: transmembrane transport; potassium ion transport. Gene Ontology annotation, molecular function: voltage-gated potassium channel activity. Gene Ontology annotation, cellular component: membrane. The transcript is spliced from 10 exons. Bases 176 to 3613 code for a protein of 1145 amino acids.
CACUUAUACACAAGGUACCACUGGAGGAUCCACAACAAUAAAAGUAGGAUCCGCCACAAGACGGUUAAUGUUUGCUUAGAACAAGCUGACAGAGGAAGUGUACAGACUGCAUCAGUCAUGCAUUCUCUUGGCAUUCAUUUUAAAAAGAAUACAUCGAGGGGGGUAAAAAUCAGAAAUGCUCAAUGUCAUGGACAGGAAUGAAGUGUCACCUGCGUCUGGUGCCACCGUGAAGAAGAAGGCGGUGUGCCCCAGUGGCGGUGCACACAAUGCCGCCAAAUGCGCUGGAAGCCAAAGCGGUCAAAUCUGUCCGGACACUGCCCAUCUGAGCGCCAAGGAGAAGGAUGAGGCGGAGGGCGGGGAAGAGGAGUGCAUGUUUCCGCAUUCGCGUUUGCGUCGAGCCGGGUGGAGCGGCACAGGCGGAGGUGGAGGGGGAAGAGGAGGUGGCAGCAUUGGGAUGAAAAACUUUACGCCAGGAGGGGGAGCCGCGUCCUCGGCUUCCAGGAGGCACUCCAACAAGGAGCCCUGCCUUCCUCACGCAGAGGACACGCUUGCUGCCUCACUGCCCACUGCUACCUCCGGAGCCACGGAGACCCGCGGACCUCAUUCGGGCGAUGCUGCCCAGCACGGCGAAAGCAGCAGAGCAUCUGGGGCGGAGGCGUCGGAACCGGCCGUCGCGAUAGACACUGCGGACGCGACAACUGGUGAUGGUGGCAACAGCGUCGCUCCAAUUUCCAGCAUGAAAUGCAACAAAAACGGCGAAUGCAGGAGGGACUCGGGCACCGGGAGCCUGCGUUCGAUCAUCUCCAAGCAGGAGAAGCAGACUGGCGGGUCGACGAGGGCCGAGGACGGAGGGAGCACCAAGCGCGGAGCUUGUAACUCGAGCACCGCCAGCAUGGACGGCUCCAUCACACCAGGCGGGUCCCUAGCCGGGGGGCACGGAGGUGAGAGCGUCAACCCAGGCGCUACCCCCGGAUCGAGUGGGGUCCCCGAGAAAAAGGACCCAAAGGUGUCCUUCUCAAACGCACCCAGCCGGAAAGCCUCGUCGUCCCUGCACGGACCGAGCCAGACCCCGCAGCCCAGGAACUCUGUCACUUUCCAGAAGCCAGAGGAUGGACCCCCAAUUGUGCCCGCCGAGGAUGUAGAACCCCGAGGCAGCCAGGCCAGUUUCAUGCAGAGGCAAUUCAGCAGUAUGCUGCAACCAGGAGUUAACAAAUUCUCCUUGCGCAUGUAUGGCAGCCAAAAGGCUGUGGAGAGAGAACAGGAGAGGGUCAAAUCCGCUGGAAAUUGGAUUAUCCACCCUUACAGUGAUUUCAGGUUCUACUGGGAUUUCACAAUGCUGCUGUUUAUGGUGGGAAACCUGAUCAUCAUCCCAGUGGGCAUCACCUUCUUUAAGGAAGAGACCACCACGCCCUGGAUCAUCUUCAACGUGAUCUCAGACACUUUUUUCCUCAUGGACCUGGUGCUCAACUUCCGCACAGGAAUCAUCAUUGAGGACAACUCUGACAUCAUUUUGGACCCUAAAACCAUUAAGAAAAAGUAUUUAAAGACGUGGUUCAUAGUGGACUUCAUCUCAUCCAUUCCAGUGGAUUACAUAUUCCUCAUAGUGGAGAAAGGGAUGGAUUCUGAGGUGUACAAGACAGCUCGAGCCCUGAGGAUUGUCCGCUUCACCAAGAUCCUGAGUCUUCUGAGGCUGUUGAGGCUCUCCAGAUUAAUACGCUACAUUCACCAAUGGGAAGAGAUCUUCCACAUGACCUAUGACCUGGCCAGUGCUGUGAUGAGGAUCAUAAAUCUGAUUGCUAUGAUGCUGCUGCUGUGUCACUGGGAUGGCUGCCUGCAAUUCCUGGUCCCCAUGUUGCAGGACUUCCCGUCUGACUGCUGGGUGUCCCUCAACAAAAUGGAGAAUGAUACCUGGUCCGAGCUCUACUCCUUUGCUGUCUUCAAGGCAAUGAGCCACAUGCUGUGCAUUGGUUACGGCCGCCAAGCCCCGGAGAGUUUGUCAGAUAUCUGGCUAACCAUGCUGAGUAUGAUUGUGGGAGCCACUUGCUAUGCUGUGUUUAUUGGCCAUGCCACAGCGCUCAUCCAAUCCCUGGACUCCUCCAGACGGCAAUAUCAGGAAAAGUACAAACAAGUGGAGCAGUACAUGUCCUUCCACAAACUGCCGGCCGACUUCCGUCAGAAGAUCCACGACUAUUACGAGCACAGAUACCAGGGCAAGAUGUUUGAUGAGGAGAGCAUUCUGGGAGAACUCAGUGAGCCGCUCAGAGAGGAAAUUGUCAACUUUAACUGCCGCAAACUGGUGGCUUCCAUGCCACUGUUUGCCAACGCAGAGCCAAACUUUGUCACGGCCAUGUUGACCAAGCUGCACUUUGAGGUAUUCCAACCACAUGAUUACAUCAUAAGGGAGGGCACCAUUGGGAAGAAAAUGUACUUCAUCCAGCAUGGAGUCUGCAGCGUCAUCACCAAAGGCACCCUUGCGAUGAAACUCUCUGAUGGCUCCUAUUUCGGAGAGAUCUGUUUGUUGACGAGGGGACGGCGGACAGCCAGCGUCCGAGCAGAGACGUACUGUCGACUUUACUCUCUGUCUGUGGACCACUUCAAUGAGGUGCUGGAGGAGUAUCCCAUGAUGAGACGAGCGUUUGAGACCGUGGCCAUUGAUCGUCUGGAUCGCAUAGGUAAAAAGAAUUCCAUCCUGAUGCACAAAGUUCAGCAUGACCUUAACUCCGGCGUCUUCAACAACCGCGAAAACGAGAUGAUCCAGGAGAUUGUCAAGUAUGAUCGCGAAAUGGUGAAGCUCGUGGACCUACAGAGGCCACGGGCCAUGUCGAUGACGCCCUCCAUCGGUGGCAUCUUCGCUCCCCCAGGCCAGUCUCAGACGGGCUCGGCAAUCGCCACCCUCCAGCAGGCAGUGGCCAUGAGCUUCUGCCCUCAAAUGGCGAGUCCCUUAGUGGGCCCAGGGACUCUGCAGUCUCCUCGUAUGGUGCGAAGGUUCCAGGUGAUGCAGAACUUGCAAAGCCCCGUCUCCAUGUCUCCUCUUCAGUCUCAGCCCCCUCAGACGCUUGGAGGGGCGUUUGGGUCGGCUAUCUCCAGCCCGCCCGUCCAAAGCCCCUUAGCAGCUUCAGGACGGACUUUCCAGUACAUGGCAAGCGCGGGACCUUCGGGGUCCCAGUUGUCUUUAGUACAGCACCAUGUACCCAGUCCCACACAGACCCAGCCGAGGCCUGCCUCACAUAAGAGCACCCACUCCCUUCACACGGGGAGCUUGAGCCAGGACACCCGUGCACUGUCUGCCUCCCAGCCUUCACUCCCCCAGGAAGGAGCGCCCCAAGCUGCUUCUGCAGCCCCCAGCCCUCCGCCCUCCACUCGCACCUCCAACACCUCCAUCGGUCCCCCUCACCCUAACCUUCCCGGGCCCUCCGGGGUGGGGAGAUCGGCGGGCACGCAACAGAGGGUAGCCUUCGCCUCCACGCCUCCUCCCAGUGGACCUGCUGCGACGGGGGCAGUAGCAGGAGCUACUGGAUCAGGGCCUCCAGACUCUGGCGUUCCCAAGAAAGAUUCAAUUGUCAGCCUUCCAGAGCUAGACUCUGCCAGAUCCCGGCUGUCUUCCAACUUGUGACCCUGGUUGAUUUCAGGAAAGAGGCCUUUUUUGUAGGUGUUUGUUUUGGGUCAGUUUCGCUGAUCCGUCAGCCUGCUAGAUGACCAAUGGGCUGUUGCUGGCUCCACCAGUCAUUGGGCCUGGAUGUGCUGUGUGCUGGUGUCUGCUGAAGGAGACGCGUCUCCACAUUUUGGGACUGCGGCGAGGAAAAGUCUAUACAAUGAAACUAGUAUAACUUAAGGUUGAACUGGCCUAGUCUCCUGUGCCAGCACCUUUUAUUCUUAGUAUCACCCCUUACACUCUGCUUCCAAACACCUACUGUAUAUCGCUGUCUUUACUGUAAAGAUAUUUAGAAACAUAUGAUUAAUGUAACAUUUGCAUACUGUGUAGAAUCCAUGCAAUGCAAUCUAGCAGGAGCUGGACUUAAAAAUGAAAAUCAGGGACUUGAGGUCAAAUGACAAUGACGUUUUAAAUGUUCAAGUGUUUUGAGUGUCUUUUUCUUUUUCUCUCCGUAUAAGCUGUCGUAGCAAAAUAAUACAUCGCUCUUCAUAUCGUUUCAAAUAGUAGUGGACAAACUAGUGUUGUAGACCGCUGGUCGAUCUUACAUCGAAGUGUAAAUAUUUGAGGAAAAUAAUAUUAUAUUCAUUGUAUCUACCCAAACCAAAGUUGAGCUUGAACACAAAGUCUGGUUGUGUCUGUAUCAACUAAAAAAGAAACAUAGAAGAAAAAUGCCAUUUAUUUAACUGCCUUGAUUCAACGUUAGAAGCCAUAUAUUUGGUUCGUGUGUUUGUAUAUACGUGGGUGUACGUUUGUGUGUGCGUGUCGGUAUGUUUUUCGGGGGGUUUAUUUUCGGAGAAUGGACUCACUGGCGCGUUCUCUCUCACUCGGCUUUGUCAAGGCUGAUUAGUUUGACAUGCUGACGGCGGCGCUGACCACUUUCUCAUGAAACAUCUGCCGAGUGGUCCGAUGUUUGCUCGGCGUCCUGAUUGUAAGCCUGGAGGCAAAGGCGCUUAAAUAAUCUCAGCUUUAUCGAAAAAGGAGACCAUCUCAUAUUGUAUACUUGCUUGUUUUUAUCUAGGUUUAUUGAUUAACACAUGCAAUAUAUUUCUGCAAUACUCUACCCCGCCUAUAUAUAUAUAUAUAUAAAUAUAUAUAUAUAUAUAUAUAAAUAUAUAUGACUAUAGAUAUCUAUACAUAUGCUGUACAGGAAAGUGAUUUUCUUUUUUUUAAUGUGAACUCUUAAGGAAUCCAGCAGCUGUUGUGGCUUCACUUGAGCUAUUGUAAUCCAGUGACCAUGUUGUUACCUUAACCAAAAAUAUUUGAAGGGACGAGAGGGAAGAAAAAUAAAUAAUAAUAAAAAAAUUACAUUAAAAAAACAGAUGGAACAAGCCGGUGCAUAGCAACAACAAGAAUUCAUACCUUGACAAGAAUGUCACUUUAAAGCCCAUCGGAGGGAGUUCACUUGUACGAUCAAAUCCGGGGCGUGGGGUUUGGAGUGAAUGGGGUAAAAAACAUGUCAACGCCUUUAAAAUAACGUUUGAAGUCAGUCGACCCGCAAAUGCCCCUACGUUACAAUGAAUGUCUCAACAUUUUGAUUCCGAUGGGUUGAGGCUUUGGUUCUAUUAUUCUUCUUCACAUGGUUGCUGAAUGUAUGAAGGAAGACAGCUAAUCAGAUAUGAACUGCCAUGUAAAUAAAGGGAUGAUGAUUUGAAUAGGCUUUUAUGAUGCAAGAGGGUUGCUGUGUGUGCGUGCGUGCGUGCGUGCGUGCGUGCGUGCGUGCGUCUUUUUAAGAAUUCUCGAAGAUGCUUCUCCAGGUUGUUUGUCUCGUACGCUCAGUCCCGACAUCCCAUCACCACAUCAAACAUGAGUGGAUCCAUCGGUUUAGUGAGGUUAUUGAGGUGUAUGAGUUAUUAAGCACCUUGUGUUGCACUACAACCUUGUGAAUCAAAAUGAAAAUCAAUGCACCGUUCUUCUGAAAUGGUCCCCCGGACCAAUUAUGUGCUUGAAGUGAAUUCAAUUCCGAUAGCGAAACAAGGCGUCUUUUUCCGCUAAAUCCGACACAAUGCGACUUUUCACUCAGGUUUUCUUUUCAAAGAAAAAUGUAAUGAUCGCUGCAGCCAAGUGGGCCAUAGAUUGAUGCACGCUUGUCUAUCCUUGAAUUCUUAAAUUGGCUAAAACCCUGAGCUUGCUCCUAUCUAUCAGGCAUGAUACUGCCAUGUUUUCACCACUUCUCCUCUGAGGUCUUUAAUUCAAGGUGUAAGGUGAUUGUUUUUAUCCAAGGGCUUCAUCUCAUGGCUUGUUUUUUAUUUGUUUGUUUUUUUAAUGUUGGAUUUUCACAUUGUGUUCAGUGACUAACAUGCACUAAACCGUUUUGUCAUAGCGGGUCACGAUGCUGUGGCCCCAUUCAUCGGCAACUUUCUAUUGCUUUUUUUCCUAUGGGAAAGGCACAUGCCAAAAGGCCAAUACGAUUGUGAAUAAAUCGAGUCCAUUUGAGUCCGUAUAGCUGUUGUGUGCGCUUCGAUACUGUUCCAGUGUAAUCAGUUGGUCCUCUUCCCUGUUCCUUUGUGCUAAUACCAGAGUUUGCCCUAUUAAGCUGCUAUCAGGACUGUGCUGAUAUUACGUGAAGGGGUCCACAGUCGGUGAGAGCAAAGGGAGCUAAAGAGCUAAUGUUUCAGGCAAUAUCAGACACUGUUCCAUUACAUUCGUCCACUGAGAUACUGUAGUGUGUAAAUCACAGAAAGGAUAGGACAUCCCAGACCCUUGAUCAGAACCAGGACCCUGUCCCGGGUUCUGAGUGCUGCUCCUGGACCUUUCUGUGAAGUGGGCCUAGAACCUCUCACACAUGUUUGACACUGACUGACAAUUAUUGAGAGUAUCGGAGACUCAAACCUCUCAUUUGUUGCUGUACCAGAUAUAUAAGGGUACUGAAUGCCUUGGUGUUGAUAUGUUAGCAAAUCAGGGUCUUACUUUUUGUUUAUAUAAAUGUGUCUUUGAUUUGUCCGUAUAGUUUUUCUUUUGUUUUUUUGUUUUUACAAUGUGUCCCAUGCACAUGGACUGUAUAUACCUUGUGCCUAGUAUAUCUAGUUUCCACAUAGUCUAUUUUUGUGGUAUGUACAGUAUGUGCCUGUAAAAAUGCAAAUAUGUGUUUUUAUUUUAAAACUUGCAAUAUAUGUAAAAAAAAAAAAAAAAAAAAGCUCAACACUAGUAUUGCUAAAUUAAAAAUGACAAUGUCAGUAUUUAUAAUUUUCCCUGAUUUGGGGAAUCACAAUAUUGCACAUUUUUGUUGGUUUGAGCCUUCCAACACCAUGCGCGCUGUACUCUGUACGUUCAUGUUCUGUAUAUAUGGUACACACAGAGAUGUGGGGCACACUGUUGUGUUUUUAUCCACAACCUGCUGUACAAGAACUAUUUUCUACAGUGAGAGGGUGAGCUCUGGCGGUCUUCUGUUGGCAUAUCAGCAGUGGAGACGUUAGCUUUGGUGACCAAAUUGCAUUGAGAAAAAAGCGGAGAUGCCUGCACAAUAGAGAUCAGCUAGGCCGUUGGUUGCAAACUGAUCACAGAAAAAUGUUGUCACAAUUGAUAUAAUAGCUCAGUGCGUCCAAUUUCACUUGUUUCUAAGUGGGACCUUCACACCUAGACAUUGUCACGUAUACCAACCAAUGCACGAUGAUUUAAUUUAGCAGUUUGUGUCGUAGCUACUGUAGCCUGCUUAGCUAACCUAAGCCUUCUCUCUGCUUCAGGACUGUAUCGUGUGCGUGAGCGUGUGUGCCUGUUUGUGUGUGUGUGUGUGCGUGUGUGUUCCUGUGCCUUUCCUUCGAUAACGCCGGUCCCACUUGAGAAAAAGGUAACACUGAGGCAAGCCGUGCUGUGUUUAACACCAUCAAAAUAAAGCAGAAAUGACUUGAGCACAUCCAAAGUAGCACUCCCUAGCUCUGUAACCAGAGAUACUUUACCAGCAACAUGUAGAAACAGCACAGACAAUGUGACGCAAAGGCCGGUCUGCAACCAUCUUCUGCUAAAAAAAAAAAAAAAAAAAAAGGUU